Molecule: messenger RNA, 1804 nt
Organism: Triticum aestivum (bread wheat)
Lineage: Eukaryota; Viridiplantae; Streptophyta; Magnoliopsida; Poales; Poaceae
Product: gibberellin 2-beta-dioxygenase 5-like
Exons: 1
Coding region: 100-1083 (327 amino acids)
Source: RefSeq, a predicted model, not a curated record
GUAAAGCUUGUCCCUUUCGCUGCUCUGCUUUGCUCCGUCCGUCCGUCUAGAUCCAUCAAACUGGACCGCCUCCUCUUGAUCCAGCAGAGCAGGGGAUCCAUGGAGCAGCUGGCAGACGGGUGCGAGCUGGAGGAGCUGGAGCUUCCCACUGUAGACCUCGAGGCGGAGGAGUCGAGGCUGACGGAGCAGCUGGCGGCGGCGUGCCGGGACCCGGGCGUGUUCCGGCUGGUCAACCACGGCGUCCCCUGCGAGCUCACAGCCCGCCUGUUCGGGCUGGCGCGCGGGCUGCUGGAGCUGGACGCGGCCAACAAGUCCCGGCUGCCCGGCUACUUCUGCGGCACGCCGGCGCUGGCGGCGCUCCCCGUCAAGGAGAUCAACUGGCUCGAGGGUCUGCACGUGGAGGCGACCGCCGCCCACGGCGACCGUUCUCAUUCUUCUCCAGAUGGUGCUGACGGUGAAGCAGACGGCACUGCGUUCUCGAAGUUCAGGGAGGCGGUGAGCGGGGAGUACGUGGCGCACAUGGCGCGCAUCGCCCGGAAGCUGUUCGACGCCCUGGCGGCCGGCGAGCUGGGGCUCGACUCAGAGCAGCGGGCGUCGUACUUGACGGAGCGCGGCAGCAUCUUCCGUGCGUACCGGUACCCGGCGUCAGGCGCGGGGCGGCGGCAGCUGGGGAUGGAGGCGCACACGGACAGUUCGGUGCUGUCCAUCCUGAACCAGGACAUGGUGGGCGGUCUGCAGGUGUUCUAUGGUGGUAGGUGGCUUGCGGUGCGUCCGGUGGAGGGCGCGGUGGUGGUGAACGUGGGGGACAUGCUGCAGGCGAUGAGCGGCGACGCGUACCGGAGCCCGGAGCACCGGGUGGUGGCGCCGGGCUGGACGGAGGCGGACAGGAUGUCGCUGUGCUACUUCGCGUUCCCGGAGGAGGACGCCGUGAUCGUCGGCCCGGCGUCAGCUUGUCGUCCGGAGGAGUUGUACCGGGCGUUCAGCUACGGCGAGUUCCGGGAGCAGGUGCAGGCGGACGUGAAGGCCACCGGGUCCAAGGUCGGCCUCGCCCGCUUCCGCCUGGCCGCCGUCACCCAAUCAUAGUCAUAGUCAUAUUCAUAUUCAUUGGACGGACGGCGCCUUGGAAGAAGCCUCAUCGUGAUCGAUCCAUGGAUGGAUGCGGACGGAGCAGACUAGAGCGUCUCAUGUUUUUUUUUGAGGGAAACCUUCUUCUUCUCAUUUUGUACUAUAUGUUUGUAGCGGGCCGAGAAAGCUUUUACUACUAAUUAGUGGGCUGGGCCACCCACGCACGAUGCUCUUUGUUUGGAUCCAGAUCAGAGUUCCGUCCGUCCGUACGCACGAGUCGGCCGAGUUGGCGCACGAUCGGAUCCACGGCGAGCGGAGCGGAGCGGAGAGGAACGAUGGCCGGCGGCGGCGGCAGCAGUGAGGAGAGGCCGGUGGUCGGCCAUCUUCCUCCUGGGUCUGGUGACGCUGGCGAUGGUGGCCUUGACCAUCCGCCUGCCGGGCCCUCAGGAUCCGGUGUUGGACUUUUUUUUUUUAUCGUAUCCGGUGUUGGAGUUGGCCAUGAGGAUCCAGUGCAUCGCCGCAGCCUGCAGCUUCUUCAUGCUCAUUGGCCGCGCUACUCGUCACGGAGCGACCACCUUAAUUCCCCUCCAAGUCCACGGACCCACCUUUCGCAGGCUUCUUCUUCUUCUUCUUCUUUGAUUCAUUUUCUUUCUUUUAUUUAUUUAUAGAUUGAUUCUAGGGACCGACUAGCAUCCCUUUUCGUGGUGAACUGGCCGUCCCCAAGUUGGAUCGUGUCCAA